Penicillium salamii is the source of this 1413-nucleotide messenger RNA. NCBI's taxonomy places the organism in Eukaryota, Fungi, Ascomycota, Eurotiomycetes, Eurotiales, Aspergillaceae. The record is from the annotation of a GenBank genome assembly.
AUGGCUGAUGAUACAGCUGCCGCAGAGGAGGCUCCGAUCACCUUCACUGUCAAGUCAUCAACAGAUGCCAAGUACACCUUGACACUACCACUUACCACUUUGGUUUCAGACCUGAAACAGAAGCUCGCCAGCUCCGAUUAUACCGACACCCCCGCAGAACGUCAGCGAUUGAUCUACUCAGGUAGAGUGUUGAAGGACACCGAGACUCUCAACGCUUAUAAGAUAAAGGAUGGCCAUACCAUCCAUCUUGUGAAAUCCGCUGCAAGUAACCAACCUCGCCCAAACGCAGCUGCUCAAUCUAGCCCCGCUGGUGCCACUACUGGGGCAACCCCAACCCCUGCUGCUGCCGGUGUCCCGACCAAUCUUGCCGCUGGAACUGGUAACAAUCCUCUUGCUGGCUUGACCGGUGCCAGAUAUGCAGGGUUUGCCCAGCUCCCGGGUGCUGGGCUUUUCGGCCCUGAUGGUGGGAUGGGUCCUCCUCCCGAUGCUGACUCGAUGCUUAACAUGCUUGAGAACCCCCAAUUCCAAUCCAGCAUCAACGAAGCUCUUCAAAACCCCGCCAUGAUCGAUAUGAUGAUUCAGCAGAAUCCUAUGUUGCGUGAUAUGGGACCCGGAGUGCGCCAGAUGAUGGAAAGUCCAGAAUUCCGCCGCAUGUUAACCGAUCCUAGCUCGAUUCGCCAGAUGAUGCAGAUGCAACGUGCCAUGGGAAUGGGUGGUGGACUUGGUGGUGCUGGCGAAGGCGCGUUCCCCGCCCCGGGAGUUACCAACACAACUGCCGAGGAAAACCAAGGUAAUCAGCAGCAGAAUGGGCAGAACUACCCAGUCGGGAUGCCUCCAAAUCCAUUUGGAGGUGCUGGCGCCAACCCUUUCGGUUCUCUUUUCGGACAAAACCCAUUUGGCAAUGCCACCCAGCCUACUCCCACCCCUGGUGCGACUCAACCUGGAGCGCAGGGCACUGAGUCUACCGACCGCUCCGCGCCUGCUGAUGGACAAACCCCCCAGGCUCCUGCAAACCCUUUUGCGUCACUAUUCAACCCGGCCGCAUUCGGGGCUGCUGGACAAGCAGGCCAGGGUGGCAUCAAUCCAUUCAAUCCCCAGAACAACCCGUUCCUUCGUGAUCCUGCGCUCUUGUCUCAAGUGAUGCAGGGUAUGGGUGGGCAAAAUGCAGAAGGCGGCGCUGCUGGGGCGAACCCUCUGGCGGCUCUCCUCGGUGGCGGUGGCUUUGGUGGUAUGGGAGGUGGCUUCGGAGCGUCACAGCCUCCUGACACUCGACCUCCAGAGGAGCGAUAUGCAGAUCAGCUUCGCCAACUCAACGAUAUGGGAUUCUUCGAAUUCGAGCGCAACAUCGAAGCACUGCGUCGGUCCGGUGGUAGUGUCCAGGGGGCCGUUGAGUAUCUCCUCAGCAGCCCAUGA